Messenger RNA from Nilaparvata lugens (brown planthopper), 1623 nucleotides. RefSeq names its product GTP-binding protein Di-Ras2. Bases 370 to 1044 code for a protein of 224 amino acids. Gene Ontology annotation, cellular component: plasma membrane. Gene Ontology annotation, biological process: signal transduction. Lineage: Eukaryota; Metazoa; Arthropoda; Insecta; Hemiptera; Delphacidae. The transcript has 5 exons. Gene Ontology annotation, molecular function: GTP binding; GDP binding; GTPase activity. The record is from RefSeq and is a predicted model, not a curated record.
GAGAGAACGGCGCUCGCUAGCCGGGGUCUAAUAACAAGAUGGCAGAUUUGAGGAAAACCGUCACCACUGCAGGCUAAAAACAUUUCUUUCCUCGUCAAAACUGUGAUUGUGAAGAUCUGUUUGUUUUGUGAACAAUUGUGUUUAGUUCUCGAUCGAUAUCUUGGUGCUGUGUUGUUGCUACUAGAAACAAAAAACCUUGUGGGAGGGUGUACAACAGAAACACAACAUAUAAACAAUCACGAGUUUUCCAGAAAGACUUCGAAAUGUUGCCUCAAAUCCCCAGCUAGUCUACAGAGUCUACGGCGCAGAUGCUAUGCGCAGCUCUUCAUCAGUGUUGUAGCCAAUAGGAACGCAGCAAUCUGUGUAAACAUGUCGUCUAACGUUAAGACCAUGGAAGGACCUCCCCCUCCCGCUGCCGAGACCCAAUCAGGUUGGAGGAGCAGAAUGCCAGAGCAGAGUAAUGACUACAGAGUGGUUGUGUUCGGGGCGGGGGGAGUGGGAAAGAGUUCCCUGGUGCUCAGGUUUGUGAAGGGAACUUUCCGUGAGUCCUACAUUCCCACCAUAGAGGACACCUAUCGACAGGUGAUAUCAUGCAACAAGAACAUCUGCACGCUGCAGAUCACAGACACAACUGGUUCGCACCAGUUUCCUGCCAUGCAGCGGCUGUCCAUAUCCAAGGGUCACGCCUUCAUCCUCGUCUACUCGUGCACGUCACGGCAGUCACUCGAGGAGCUCAGGCCCAUCUGGGAGGUGAUCCGAGAGACGAAGGGCCCCAACGAGCUGCAGUCAAUCCCCGUCAUGUUGGUCGGCAACAAAUGCGACGAAAACGAGAACCGCGAAGUGCCCGCCACGGAGGGCGAAGCGGAGGCGGGCCGGUGGGGGUGUCACUUCAUGGAGACCUCUGCCAAGACCAACCACAACGUCAAGGAACUCUUUCAGGAACUGCUCAACCUCGAGAAGAAUCGUAACAUCUCGUUGCAACUCGAAAAGAAGGGUCCGAUGAAAGGAACUAAGAAAAUCAGGGAAAAGUGCUGUGUCAUGUAAUGUUGCUCGUCGAAUGUGUUUUGUUUCUAGAUGAGGAUGUAAGGGACUAAAUAGGGAGAUUUGUAUGUAAUAUCAUGUUAUAGUUUUCAAGAUUCAUUAUUUUGGUUCUGAACAUAAUAAUAAUAUUUGUUUCAGCAGAAGAUGAUCAAAGUGAUCAAAGGGAUUAAAGGAAUUGAAGGAAUUAAAGCGACUGAAGGAAAGGAUUUGAAGGAACUAAGAGAAUAAGGGGGUUAUCAUGUAAUGUUACUCGUGAAAUGCCUCAUUCAUAGCUGAGGAUGGAAGGGAUUAACUAGGAAGAUUUGUAAUAUCAUGCUAUUAUAUUUUCCAUAAUUAGAGGUUUUGUUUGAAAAUAAUAUUCUGUUAAAGCUGAAGAUGAUGAAAGGGACUGGGAAAUCAGGGAGAAGUGUGUGUCAUGUGGUGUUGCUAGGGGAGUGUUUUGUUUUUAAAUAAGGAUGGAAGGGAGUAAAGUAACUAGCGAGACUUGUAAUAUCAUUUUAUCUCAGUUUUCAAGAUUUCCUGUUUUGUUUUGAAUAUAGUAAUCUGUUUCAAGUUGAAGAUUAUAAAAAGGGACAAGGGAAA